Molecule: messenger RNA, 1997 nt
Organism: Chiloscyllium plagiosum (whitespotted bambooshark)
Lineage: Eukaryota; Metazoa; Chordata; Chondrichthyes; Orectolobiformes; Hemiscylliidae
Product: fibroblast growth factor 8
Molecular function (GO): growth factor activity
Source: RefSeq, a predicted model, not a curated record
UUACCGCUUUCUGCAGCGAAAGUGUCCGGAUUGCUGGAAACCUUGGUUUCAAUGAAGUGAAUUGAAGACGCGAGAGAGAGAAGAGGGGAAAACAUUCCAGAGCCGGCGUUACGUUCUCCCGAGAGAGAGAGAGAGAGGGGACGGAGAGUGAGAAUAUCGGAGCUGCAGCUUUUGAACCAGGCGGAUCUGACACAGAGAGACCUUGACAGAACACCGUACCCAGCUCUCUCUCUCUGACAGGGAGUCAAUGUAGAGCGGUCCUUAAAGCCCCCCCGCACCAUCCUCCGGCCGAAGGAGCAGUCCAGGAGCAGACGGACACACAGACAGAGGGAGGAGACAGGAUUAGAUACAAUCCGGGCCAGUUCGACAUACCUCUCCCUGCGGCUCCCUCUCGCUCUCUCCCUCUCUCUCCCCUGGACAGUGCUUGUUCUGUGACCUGACUGCGUUUCCUUUCACGGUUAUUUUUUUCUCUCUCUCUCUCAACUCCAAGUUCCCGGAGAUUCCUUGCUGUCCGCCCCCAUCUCUGACGGGCGAGCCCCAGUUAAUGUAGCCCCUUCACCAACGGUCUGCCAGCCUUCGGGAUUAAAUCCGGAUUCAAUCCGCUCCAGGGAGUCGCUUUGCAGACGAUAGGAGUACACACUGUGUGUGUGUGUUUUUUUGUUAUCCCCCAUCUCUUUCACUGACAAUUAAAUCAUCCAGUUAACAAGAACCUGCGACAAACGAGAUUGAGGAUGCGGCUCCUGUCCCCACGCCUCAGCUAUCUGUGCCUGCAACUGCUGAUCUUCUGUUUCCAAGCUCAGGUAACCUCUCAGUCACCGCCUAAUUUUACACAGCACGUUAGGGAGCAGACCAGGCAGACGGACCGGCUGAGCAGGAGGUUAAUCCGCACCUACCAACUCUACAGCCGUACCAGCGGAAAACAUGUGCAGGUCCUGGGCAAGAAAAUCAACGCGAAAGCAGAGGAUGGAGAUAAGUACGCCAAACUGAUUGUGGAGACAGAUACCUUCGGGAGCAGAGUCCGCAUUAAGGGAGCCGAGUCCGGGUUUUACAUCUGUAUGAACAAGCGAGGAAAACUGAUCGGCAAGCGAAGCGGGAAGAGCAAGGAUUGUGUCUUCACUGAAAUUGUGCUGGAGAACAACUACACGGCUCUGCAGAACGCCAAGUACGAAGGAUGGUUCAUGGCUUUCACCCGGAAAGGGAGACCCAGGAAAGGGUCGAAGACCAGGCAGCACCAGAGGGAGGUGCAUUUCAUGAAGAGAUUACCCAAGGGUCACCUGUCCUCUUUGGACAGCCACAGACACUUCGAGUUCAUCAACUACCCUUUCUCGAGCAGGACUAAACGCACCAGACACUCCAGGCCUCGGUAGAAGCAGCCACCGUCCCCAAGGUCACCACUCUCUCCAGUGACCUUUACUGCAGAUAAUGGAUGAACCCACUCUGUCUUUUCUUUAAAAUAAAUGAGAUGCUUUAUUUUUCUAUUCAACUCCAACUGAUGAGACUACAUCACCAGGCGUUUGGGAAAAUAAUUCAGUCUGAAGUAAAGUUUAAAUAGUUUUCAGAACAAGAGAAGGACAGGAACACACAAGGAUUCUGUGACAGGGAAAGGGAAAUCCUUCCAAACCUGAGCUGCUGGACUGUUCGAUUCCUAAGUUGAGAUGAGAGCCUGAGACUGGUUUAUUGUUGUAUAUAAAUGAGUUAGCUAGCUAGAGUGGAAGGAUGGAAGAUUUACUUUUAUUCUCCCAUGGUCCUCUUGAAAUGCUGCUUUUGAUACGUCUUCACUUAAGUGUGAUGUCCUGAGGAAUGAAUUACCAAGAUAUUUACAAAACAAAAUCUGCUGGACUUGAGUUUAGCCCUCAGUUCUGUCCCUUGGUAUUGUUACAAGUCAUUCGUUGUCCAACUGCAUUCUCUGAAUCUUAGAACAGACAUACACACUGCAAACAAUUAUAACCUCAAACUGUCUUAAUAUUUCUCCAUUUUCUUUCUUACCUAUUUUAGUA